UUCUUAGCUCGCUUCCUAGAAUUAUAGAUGACAAUAAGAUUUGAUCCAAGACCAUCUGCCCGAGAGACGGAAUCACUGGGCUAUCUAGUAAAAUUCUUUAAGUCACUAUCAAGACUUAGUUUCAUACUUAAAAACUUAGUUCCUUCAGUCUAAACCAGCCUGUCGAAUAUUUAGCUUUUUAUACACUUAAACUAUUAGCGUGUAUGCACAAUGUUUGUCAAAGGAGUCUCUCUCAGAAAAACUGUUAUUCUGGGUCAUUCCAAAUCCGCAAUAUGUCUCUCAAACAGGGCAUGGCACUGAAAGGUUUAAAAGUAAUCGAAAUGGCUGGUUUGGCACCAUCCCCAUUUGCAGGGAUGUUACUUGCAGAUUACGGUGCUGAUGUUAUUAGAAUAGAUCAGCCCAAGCCUCUAUUGUCGACUAAUGUUCUUGCUCGGGGCAAGAAGUCUAUAUCUAUAAAUCUGAAAAAACCUGGCGGUGUUGAAAUUGUGAAAAAACUUGUCAAUGAUGCUGACAUAUUAAUAGAGCCUUUUCGCCCUGGUGUUAUGGAAAAGCUGGGACUGGGACCCGAAGUUCUUCUCAAAGAAAACAAGAAAUUGAUCUAUGCAAGAUUAUCAGGCUAUGGACAAAAUGGUAGCAUGAGCCAAGCAGCCGGACAUGAUAUCAACUAUGUUGCAAUGACAGGGGUUUUGUCUAAACUUGGACGAGCAGAUGCUGCACCAUUUCCUCCAGUAAACCUCCUUGCAGAUUUUGCUGGUGGUUCUAUUCUCUGUGUAAUGGGAAUCAUGAUGGCACUCCACUCUCGUUCAAAUAGUGGAGAGGGUCAAAUUGUAGAUGCUGCUCUGACAGAUGGUGCAGCAUAUGCUAGCAGUUUCCUGUUUUCUAGUAUCAAUCAAAUACCUAUGAUGUGGCCUGGACAACGUGGCUGCAAUUUACUUGACUCUGGUUGUCCCUAUUACAAUACUUAUGGCACUAAAGAUGGGCGUUACAUGGCUGUGGGAGCCUUAGAGCCCCAAUUUUACACUGCUUUGUUACAGGGACUAGAACUUGGUGAGGCCGGAUUACCACAUCAAAUGGAGUUACCAAAAUGGGGUGAGCUAUCAAAAGCUUUCCAGGAUAAAUUUGCUAGUAAGACUCAAAGUGAGUGGGUGGAGAUAUUCAGUAAGCUGGAUGCUUGUGUAACACCAGUGUUAACGUUUGCUGAGGCUGCUGAGCAUCCGCACAACAAAGAUCGUGGAAUGUUCCUGGCAGGACCAGGAGGUACAGCAGAGCCCUCACCUUCUCCUAAACUUAGUGCUAACCCUGCUAAUCCAAAUCUAACCAUUCCUAAGUUAGGGGAACACACCAUGGAGAUUCUGGGCUCUCUAGGUUAUGAUGAAGUAACCUCGAAACAGCUGUUGAGCGAUCAAGUUAUCAAUGUUUCAAAAUAUUAAAACAAGUUUGAAUAGAUUUUCCAAUUGAAGAGAGGCAUUCAAAUAUAUUCAUAUAGCUUUAGCUUUUAAUUUCAUCUAAUUUCAAAUAUAUAAGCUUGUUGAUGUUAUGUUAUUUAGCUUGUUAGAUUCCAGCCAGUCAAUAUACUUAGACAUUAUUUAGUUAAUGAUUAGCCAGAAAUACCAAGUUUGAUUUUUUCUUUUAUUAACAAGUUAUAUUAUGUUUAAUCACAGUGCCUUUGCAAGGUUUUUACUGUCAAUAUAAGUGUGUUUUUGAAUCUUUUGAUACUGAUUUCUUAUGUUUUAUGAUUUGUUUGGUUAUUAAUAGUUCCAAUUAUCACCAUUUUUAAACGAUUUACAGG
This is a messenger RNA of Bolinopsis microptera, 1789 nucleotides long. RefSeq names its product alpha-methylacyl-CoA racemase-like. Gene Ontology annotation, molecular function: catalytic activity. The record is from RefSeq and is a predicted model, not a curated record. The transcript is spliced from 2 exons. NCBI's taxonomy places the organism in Eukaryota, Metazoa, Ctenophora, Tentaculata, Lobata, Bolinopsidae. The coding region runs from base 204 to 1430 and encodes 408 amino acids.